UGCCUCCGGUUGCGCGACGACCCUGCGGCCCGGCAACCCGGGGCCGGAACCGGCGGAACCCGUGGUGGUAGUCAGGACCCCGCAAGGGUUUACGCCCCCUCCGUUUCACGCCCGCCGUUUUCUCCCUUUCCGCGCUGAUAAGAAGCGGAUUUUCGGACCCGACUUUUUUUCAGUUCCUCACACAUCCCACUUGGCUCUGUUAUCUCAUGUCACCAUUCGUUUUAAUUAUUAUUAAGCCCGGACAUCACAAGAUGCGCCAGCCCGGAGGCUGCGGAGGACCUACAGAGGGACACCGCCGCUCACCCUGGCUGCGCCCCCGCCGUUCUCGGCCCGGCGCCGCUUGCACGGCCCCACAGCUCCCACUAGCGGCAGUCGGCGGCCCGUCGGCUGAGCCCCUCUGCCGUGCCCUGGCCGCGAGCCCACGCGGUUCUCCCCGAAAGGAGCUGCGAACUACGGGCGGGACGGGAUUGCAGAACCGGAGACUCGCUUUGCUGGGAAAAGGAUCCGCUCCCCAGGAUGGGGGCUUAGCACCCGAGUGGGAGGCACAGAUUGCGCAUCGGGGGCCGCAACGGAGCGAAGCGCUUCGUUAUCCGAGUGUGAGCAAACGCGAGGCGCGGAGCCCGGCGGGAGCCAAGGUAAACACGGAGCCCGACAAAUGCUCCCAGCACCACCGACGUGUAAAGUGGGUUUGCCUCGAUCUUGUCACGCUGCCGCUUCUGUUUGUUUGGAAGCAAAAGGUGAUGGGCGGUGUUUUGUGAAAGCUGUGAGUAAACGGUGACCUCUAGCUCGCCGUAUCCUUUCCUUAAGUAAACCGGGGGAAAUGAAGAGCGCUGGUAUUGUCUGAAAAUAUCCUCCUGCGGCUAAAUAUAUCGCUUGACUCCUAUUGUGCAGCGGCUAAUCAUUCUGCGUAAAUACAGCUGUUUUCGUCCUCACCGUGCUCGCCAUAACCCACAAUAACAAAACCAUCUUGACUUGGGAACCCGGCGAAAAAUGGGAACUUAUUUCUGGAAUACCCCAAGUAGCAACGGUUAAAAAAAGCCCAAAGCGAUGCGGCUUCGGGUCCCCUCCUUGCCAGCGGGGCCGAGCUGUUGCAGGUCGCGGCAACGAGCGGGGAGCGGGUGGUGCUCAGCUGCCGAGGGCCCGGCGUGCUGCUCCCCGCGGCCCCGCUGCUUCCAAGGGCAUCGCCUCGUACAAGUAGACAUGGGAAUACGAGUCGGGAAGGGGGUAAAAUAAUAACUGAAAAAUAAAUUACAAAGUUAAGGGGUUUUUUUUUUCGUUUGUUUUAACGCGGGGGGGUUAUUGCACGAGGAAGGCGAGGAGAAGCGCGUUUUGGGAUUCGCGGGGAGCGAACGUGGUUUCCUGACAGACUAACUGAGAAGGGAUAGGUUUUUCGGGGAGGAAAUCCUGCCGGUGCCGUGGGGAGCGAUGCCGCACAUCCCCUCUACACCCCAGCUGCCCGUGCUGGUCGGUGGGAGGCCACAGGCAAGGACCGGCAGGCGAUGGAGUGAGAGCCGCCGAAUGCGGGUGACCUUCAGGGAAAAAGUAACGAUAAAAAUCAGGGCUGUGUUGUUUGCACUGCUUAAACCUCUAUUUCCUUUACUUCAUUCAGCUUCACGGCAAAAGUCGGGUUUAUCCUGGAAUAAUUUGUUUUGGCUUCUUUUCGGCACUGAGGAGGGAGAUGCAUAAAUAUUUGCUUUGAUCCUAAGAAAUCUGUGACAAAAUUUGCAGCUAAUUUGAACCGGAGCAAGGUUGGGCCCGUAUCCCGUGUUCACUUUUAAGUGCAUAUCAGAAAUAACAGCUAAUAUUCCCCUGCCCGUGGCGGGGGGUGGAGGGUUUGAAACAAGAUGAUCUUUAUGGUCCUUUUCAACUCAGGCCAUUCUACGAUCCUAUGAAAUAAGAAUAACGUGAUGGGAAAUUUUAAAUGGAAAUUUUGAAGUGGAAAAGCCCACCCUCAUUUGUCAUGACUCAAAACUAAUGUUUCGGUAAUCCAAAAGAAAAGUGGAAAAGAUCUAAUAAGUAUUGCCACAUUUAACAGAGAUAAACGAUCGCUGCUUCUUUAAAGCGAUUUAAAUGCAGCCUUUAUUGGUUGUACAAAAGGCCAAGUGUUCUGGAUACUUGAAGAAGCUCCUAAAAUAUCAUUAACACCAUAACAAUGUAUCUUCUGUAUUUAUGGUAGAGUUAAUGUAUAUUCAGAUGUUUUAGUACUUCUCCACGUCUGUUUUAUAACUGCAAUUUUGGUUAACCAGAGCUUUUUAGAAAAUGAGCUUGGCUCUCCCUAAAUAUAGCCAUGGAACUGAAGCAGUCUUGUAAUAAAAAUCGGAAAAGAACUUGGUACAUUCUAACCAUGCGCUUCAGUCCUCUGUUUGAUUUAUUUUUAUAUGGUCUCUCACUGCCAUUGAGUGAAAAUAGAAAUUCUUAUUUAUUUGCGGUCUGCAGCAAGACAGGGUGGGAAAGAAACGGACUAAACCACUACUACACAACUCCUCUUUUUAUAAGGGUUUAUGUUUCCUUGUCCACAGCUGACCACUGAGCCAACAUAGCCUAAAUGUCAGUCCAGGAAAGAUGAUAGGAAACAUUAGCUUGUUGAGUAUGGAAAUGUCAGGAGAGACGCAGUACUCCCCAGCUGGCUAACGAAGCGAUGGGAUGGCGAGAGGGAGCAUAAUCCUGAUGUCCAUGCAUUAGGUAGCACUAGCAUGAAAAUGAAACAGAGAUGUGUGAAAAAGUCACUGUUCAGCUCUACUCGGUUCAUUCCUGGUCCAAAACUAUGCAAGCCUGGGCACUGCUACCAUAUCCGUAUCGGAAAGUCUUCGGUACACAGAUACCUUUGCAAUUCUCUUUCUGAAAUAAAUCACCCCUGCAGUGCAAACUGAACAGUAUUUAUCAAACCUGAAUUUUACUUGAACUUAAGUCAAGACUCUACAAGAGCGCAGCUAAUCAUUUCACCGCCGCUUGCCAAAGUACACAGCCCCAGAUACUCCGAGAACACUUAACAAGGCCUUUCGUGCAGUUGAAAGUGAAUCACAAACAACUGAGAGCAGACCUCUCUACGUUUGGGGUACACUUAAAUAACAGCACAGACAUACUCAAAUAGAGGGCACAUUAACAACGUCAGAAAGACCGUAAGAGUAACAGACUGUAAAGAUGUACACUUUUGUUUUAAAACAAGAGAAUGGGUGAAAUAUUGAUACUUGAAGGUUGUACAGGCAUAUUUUCCUAUAUGCAGUAUGCAGUCACUCAGCAGCCUUGUGAAGCUUCUAGUACACCAGCUCCCCAGUACAUCUCAGAGCAUUCAGCCUCCCACAUUGGUAGAAAAAUAAUUAUGAAUGAUCAUGGGAAGCCCAAUGGGCAGUUCAACCUCCAAAGCAGCUUUCUGCUUUGAAAUAGAGCACGGACUAAGAUACCGCUGCCACGUCCUCUGCUCUUUCCUACAUCUGCCAGAAGGAUGCAAUAAUUCUCCAGGAUGUUUAUGAUCAGGGGUGAGAAAAAGAAAGAUCUCCCCUGGAAUCAAGUAUGGAAAAUGAAUACUGCUCAAGGCAGCAGCAACUGAAAAGGGCUUACUUGCCUCCCUGGGAAUGAGGAGGGGAGGAAAAAAAAGAGGAACACAACAAAAAAGAGGAACAGCUCGAGUAACUGAAAAAUGGAAGUUUAAACUCCCAACUGUAAUAUAAUAACAAAUAAUCACCCGAUACAAUUUCUAGCAGCAAUUUCAGCAAGUUUUCCGGGUAAGUUAAUACCUUAAUGGAGACUGACACCCACUCAGAUUAAUCAUUAGCUAAAUAAGAGUCUGCACAUUAACAGACUUUACAUCAGAUGUGUAUCAAUGGAAAAUAAAUAUAUCUGAAGUUCUUAUCAGAUGUCAGUUUAACCAUCCUCAAACUGUGCCCCUCGUAUUUCCCUAGAAAUCAAAAGCAGCCCUGAAGACCUACAGUAAAAAACAGUGGUGAGGACCAGAACAACGCAAAUAUGUAGUUCACCCGUGCCACCUCUACAAGAUACUAACACCUAGAACAGUUCCCACCACCUGCACUUCAGCCCACCCCCAAAAAGUAUCUGUCGGUACCUUCUUUUUCAGGACAAAGAAACACAAGUAGGAAGUUGUGGAAUGGAUUAAUUUUAACUAACACUUUGUCCACAAAGUAGUCCUAAAAGUGUGAAUGGAAAUAAACUUUCACAGUUUAAGUCUACGUGACUUUAAGUGUAAAGAACAAAUACUACUCUUUAACAGAAAACCAGUGAUUAGAAACCAAAAUUCCUAACAGCACAGCUGCAUGUAUGACAAUGUAGCUUCUUGCUUUUAGAAGAGGAAACAAAAAUGCAUAGGUCUGUUUGAGUAUCCACUUUUAAUAGCUUGUUUCUCUUAAGGGAACAGGGGUUGUUUUGUUUUAGAAAUACAGGUAUCAGUUGAGCUUUAAAUACAGCCUGCUCCUGCCAACAGGUCACGUACAUGAUUUAUUUGGUUUCAGCCUUUUGUUUUUAUGCAUUAAGAAACCUUCAACCUUCUUUUUUUUUAGUACAAUAUAUAGAAACAAAUGUAAGUACAGUUAAAGUGUAGGUUUUUUACUGUCUUGGCAUUUUUCUUGACAUAGUGGACAAAGCGAUACACAUCCCAUCUACCCCCCAAACCCAGGCUUCAUACAAAGCACGCUGAAUGCUCACACUCAACUUGCUUUACAUUUAAUUUGGCAAAUCUACAGAAACAGAUCCGUAGAGAAUAUCAGGAAUUAUUUCCAUCUUUAUCCAGCAACAUCCAAAUGUUCCAAAUCCAAAUCCAACUCCUGAUUUCUUUCAUUUUACGUAUACUAUAGUUGUUGCAUACUGGUAGGAGAAAUGUUUCAGAGCUGGACAAGUUAUAGUAAUUUAGGUUCCAGUAGAAGAGUUGUAUACCAAAAGGGGAUUUUUUAAUAUCAUUUUCAAUCUAUCAUUUCAUUUUUCAAAAUAGCGGGUAACAUUCAAGAUCUUGUAUACGAGUUCGCAUUUGCAGUCUGCUAAAACAAUUUAUUUAAACAGAAUCUUACUUUCUGCUUUCCACUUGUGGAAAAAAAACCUUCUAUUUCUAAAUCCUUUAGGAUCUGAUUCAUUAUAUGGUAAUGAUAUCAACUUAUAGCAGUAUACUGUGUUAUGAGAUAAACUGAAGGGGAUUCGAUAUUUAUGUACUGGUGUAGGUGCAGUAAGCCAUACAGCUGUUUAAACAUGAUAACGCAGCUGAAAUAAGUCUCUGUCAGAAGGAAAAAACACAACAAAACCAACAUUCAUAAAAACAGCAGCAGCCAUCAAAAACAUUCACAACUGCAGGGAUUUUUUCUGUGUGUAAUUUUGCAUUGUAAGUAGGAGAAGCCACAAUAGUUUAAAAGCAAAAUUAAAAAUAUAUCACUAUAGUCUUGCGCUUAAUAACGUGAAUUGUCAUUCUCACAGCUGUUUAUAGAAGUGUACUAAAAAAAUUUACUUAAACAUAUGAAUUUAAGACUUUCACUUUAUUCAGCAAAUUGGUUUAUUUACACAAUGGGGAACGCUGGUUGAAUGCUGUCAAUGUAAUAAAAACAAAUCUAACAGAGACAAUACUGAACUCUCCCUAUGUAUUCAUAGCAGAAAUGACAAACUAUUUCCUUACCUGUAUCAGGAACAUCAAGCGCAACAAUGGGACAGUAUCAUAGGACACUGAUUUAACAAUAAGCCACAGAGGUCCAGUAAUACCAUGGCAAUUUACUCAUGUAUUCACUGACUUUUAAAAAAAAUAAUUAAGAGUCAGCAAUACCCAGUAUAAACUUCUGUCAGCUAUCAGAGUCAAACUCUGAUGAGUAGGUCCGUAAAACCUUAUCAGAUCAUCCACAACUCAUAGUGUCCUGAUGUGCUUCAGACCACUAAUACAGAAACGAAUACGUGAGAACAUAUUAUUCUCUAAAAGGCAACAAUGAUCUGAUAAGGGUUUAACUUAAUGGAGUUAAAAAAUAAAAAUAAAAAUUAAGAAUUGCAGAGCACAGCCCCUAUUAGAACAAGCUAACUUUCCAGAUUUUCAAAAAAAA
Molecule: messenger RNA, 6020 nt
Organism: Coturnix japonica (Japanese quail)
Lineage: Eukaryota; Metazoa; Chordata; Aves; Galliformes; Phasianidae
Source: RefSeq, a predicted model, not a curated record